Haemonchus placei is the source of this 243-nucleotide messenger RNA. The record is from the annotation of a GenBank genome assembly. NCBI's taxonomy places the organism in Eukaryota, Metazoa, Nematoda, Chromadorea, Rhabditida, Trichostrongylidae.
AUGCUUCUUGGUCUGAGACAACGUGAGAUCUCCGAUUCUCGGAAAAUUUCCAUUAUCGAUUCUUCUGAUGAAAGCGUCGAAGACAAACGGGACAGCGUUGGACUGCUAGUUUGUUCCGAUCCCGACGAUGAUCCCGAGGUGUCUCGAGAGCGAACGACAUCCACAAAUGAUAUUCGCUCCACACAGCCUGAUUGGAGUACUUUGACUGAAGUUAUGGCGAAGCGACGGUUUGCGACGGGUUAA